GUGACAUAGUCGACGUUUGGGCCCCAAUCCAAUCGCGACUGACUGACGAGCUGUCCUCAAAUCAACCCAAUCCCGAGACAAAAGCAAAAUCACAACUUUCCUUACGAACCACACUCCUUUGCCCACCUUUGAGAAUCUGCCAACUCAUACACGCAUCACACACCCUGAAGCCCUAACCUUAUAAAACACAUCAACCCCGAACCUGAGCAAUCGCACACGGAAUCGCAAAGAUGACGCGCGCACAGCAAACUAUCUCUAUUGGCUUACUCGUCACUUCGUUAUACCUGGCAGUUUACUUGGAGUUAAUACCUCUUCCUGGAAAGGUUUCUGAGGAGGUCAUUCCUGUGUUGCCAUUCUGGGUGUUGGUUUCGUUUGGAGCGUAUCUUUUGGGGAAGUUGGGCUAUGGCGUUUUUACAUUUAACGAUGUGCCCAAGGCGCAUGCGGAAUUAAUGGAGGAGAUUGAGUUGGCGAGGAAGGAUCUCAGAACGAAAGGUGUGGAUGUCGAUUAGAUGGUGAAGGACGUCGUAUUUCAGGCAAGGAGAGGCAACGCGAAUGGAUAUUGAGUGUCAUAUUGGCAGCGGGUUGGAGUCGGAAGGUUGAAUGGAUGGAGUAAAUUUGUCGAAUAAUUGAAGGGAUAUUCUUUACAUUGGCGUGCCGUUCGUUAAGGUGCGAGGGAUAAGUGAAGAGUGUGUUCUACAAGACCAAGCCGUGAUUGAGCAUAUCUAUCUACAGUGUAUGGUAUACAGGCACCAAUGAGAUCUACCGCA
Molecule: messenger RNA, 767 nt
Organism: Botrytis cinerea B05.10
Lineage: Eukaryota; Fungi; Ascomycota; Leotiomycetes; Helotiales; Sclerotiniaceae
Exons: 3
Coding region: 231-509 (92 amino acids)
Biological process (GO): GPI anchor biosynthetic process
Cellular component (GO): dolichol-phosphate-mannose synthase complex; endoplasmic reticulum membrane
Source: RefSeq, a predicted model, not a curated record